AAAAAAGCGAGCGCAACAAAGCUUGUUGGUGGCCCGCUGAUGCCCUCUAUAUUUAUGCAAGCAGUUUGUGUCCGCUCUGCUUUCUCCUUAACCAUUCAUCCACCAGCGCCACCGCCACAGCCUCCGAUGAGCACUUCCUUAUCUGUAGUCACUAUGUCAACGCAUGACCCUGAACAUACACACUCCGGCGGAGGCCUUGUUAACUCUGCCGGACCUCAUCUCACUCAUUGCCCGUCGCAGGCUUCUUCGGUGUUUCCUAUCACUCUGAAGUUUGAGGAGGUGGUGUACAAGGUGAAGGUAGGCGGAGAGGGAGGAUGGUGGCGGGGAGGGGUGGCGGCGAAGGAGAAGACGAUACUGGAAGGGAUCACCGGCGUGGUGUGCCCUGGGGAGGUGCUGGCCAUGCUCGGCCCUUCGGGCAGCGGAAAGACCACCCUGCUCACCGCCCUCGGGGGAAGACUCGGAGGCAGACUCUCCGGCAAGGUUACCUACAACGGCCUCCCCUACUCCGGAGCCGUCAAGCGCCGCACCGGGUUCGUGGCGCAGGACGACGUGUUGUACCCGCACCUGACCGUGACGGAGACGCUCACCUUCACGGCCCUGCUUCGGCUGCCGGGCGCACUCUCGCGGGCCGAGAAGGCCCGCCAAGCCCAGCAGGUGAUCGCCGACAUGGGCCUCGGCCGAGUGGCCCACAGCGUGAUCGGCGGCGCCCGCGGCGUGCGUGGCAUCUCCGGCGGCGAGCGCAGGCGGGUCAGCAUUGGGCUGGAGCUGCUGGUGGACCCCAGCUUGCUGCUGCUCGACGAGCCUACCUCCGGCCUCGACUCCACCGCUGCCACCCGCAUCGUGGCCAUCCUCCGCCGCCUCGCCGACGAGAAAGGCCGCACCGUCGUCACCACCAUCCACCAGCCCUCCAGCCGCCUGUUCCGCAUGUUCGACAAGCUAGUUCUCCUCGCCGAGGGCAGCGCGAUCUACUACGGCCGGGCCUCCGCCACCGUCGACUACUUCGCCUCCGUCGGAUUCGCCUCCCCGGCCGAGGGCGUGAACCCAGCCGACCUGCUACUGGAUCUCGCCAACGGGAUUGCGCCGGAGUCUAAGUGCGCGAGCGAGACCGGCGACGCCGGCGGCGCGCAGCGGGAGCAGAAAGCAGUGAGGGAAACGCUGGUGAAGGCGUACGAGCGCAACAUCGCUACCCGGUUGAAGGCGGAGCUCUACGCCGUGGAAUCCAACAACUACGGCUACACGAGACAGAUGGCCAACGCCGCCAUGAAGCGAGAACAAUGGUGUACGAGCUGGUGGGAGCAGUUCACGGUGCUAUUGAUACGGAGCCUCAAGGAGAGAAGGCAUGAGGCUUUCAACAAGCUAAGGAUCUUCCAGGUCCUCAGCGUCGCUACGCUUGGAGGUUUGCUCUGGUGGCGCACUCCUCCAUCUCACAUCCAAGACAGGACGGCGCUGAUCUUCUUCUUCUCGGUGUUUUGGGGCUUCUUCCCUCUCUACAACGCGGUGUUUACCUUCCCGCAGGAGCGGCCGAUGCUGCGCAAGGAGCAAGCCGCCGGCAUGUACCGCCUCUCCUCCUAUUUCUUCGCGCGGACGGCCGGUGACCUCCCGAUGGAGCUCGCCCUCCCCACGGCCUUCACCAUCAUCCUCUAUUGGAUGGGCGGGCUGUCCCCGAGCCCCGCUGCCUUCCUCCUCUCCCUCCUCGUGCUCCUCCUCAGCGUGCUGGUGGCCCAGAGCCUCGGCCUCGCUUUCGGCGCCCUCCUCAUGGAGAUCAAGCAGGCCACCACUCUCGCCUCCGUCACCACCCUCGUCUUCCUCAUGGCCGGCGGUUACUACGUCCAGCACAUUCCCCCCUUCAUCGUCUGGCUCAAGUAUUUAAGCUACAGCUUCUACUGCUACAAGCUUCUCCUCGGUAUCCAGUUCUCCGACGGCGAGACGUACGAGUGCGGCCCCGGCGGCGUCACCUGCCCUGUCGCGGAGUUCCCAGGCAUCAAGGCAGUCGGCCUUGGCCGCGCCUGGGCCGACGUCGCCGCCAUGGCCUCCAUGAUCGUCGUGUACCGCGUCGUCGCCUACCUCGCCCUGCAACACCCCCAACGCCGGUGAGAGGAAACAGAGGAGAAUAAUCAAGCAACGACAAAUGAAUGAAGUCUCUUUUCUCUGUAAUUUUCCAACAUUGCGGAUUGGCAUAACAAGGAUUAACAACAGAUAUAUGGAUUAUUACGAGCUCCCGGAAAAUACAAAUUACAAAAUAAAGGGAAGGAUUGAUCAUGCCUUCGAGGAACACUGCAAGUUUAAAAUGUCAUGUUUUCCCCUAGUUAAAUUUCCAAAAGAGCGCAAAAUCUAUUCAGCAAAAACUUGAGAUAGUGAUUCUCAUCACGUCUGAAAGCUGGGAAAUGGC
Molecule: messenger RNA, 2389 nt
Organism: Zingiber officinale
Lineage: Eukaryota; Viridiplantae; Streptophyta; Magnoliopsida; Zingiberales; Zingiberaceae
Product: ABC transporter G family member 14-like
Exons: 5
Coding region: 40-2094 (684 amino acids)
Cellular component (GO): membrane
Molecular function (GO): ABC-type transporter activity; ATP binding; ATP hydrolysis activity
Source: RefSeq, a predicted model, not a curated record